GGACCGAGAUCACGUCAGUCGCGAACGUACGUCACAUGUUAACGUUUGAGCCAAGAUGGCGGCUGCCGGAGGAGAGCCUGUUGCUCAAGGUGGCAGUACAGACGAUGCAUUUCAAACGUUUUACACAGAGGUUAAACAAAUUGAGAAGAGAGACUCUGUGUUGACGCCAAAGCAACAAAUCGAACGUUUGCUUAGACCUGGUGCAUCGUAUUUUAAUCUCAACCCGUUUGAAGUGCUGCAGAUUGAUCCAGAUGUAACUGAUGAUGAGAUCAAGAAGCGCUUUCGACAGCUGUCCAUCCUGGUGCAUCCUGACAAAAACCAGGAUGACCCAGAACGUGCCCAGAUGGCUUUUGAAGCGGUUGACAAAGCAUACAAGUUGCUCCUGGAUCCUGAACAGAAGAAGCGGGCAGUUGAUGUGAUCCAUGCAGGGAAAGAAUAUGUUGAGCAUAUGAUGAAGGAGAAAAGGAAACAGUUGAAGAAGGACGGCAAGCCGCAGAUUGUGGAGGAGGACGACCCUGAAUUGUUCCGGCAGGCUGUGUACAAGCAGACCAUGAAGCUGUUCGCUGAGCUGGAGAUCAAGAGGAAGGAGCGCGAGGCCAAGGAGAUGCACGAGAGAAAACGACAAAGGGAGGAGGAGAUUGAAACUCAUGAGAAGGCGAAACGAGAUCGGGAAUGGCAGAAGAACUUCGAGGAUUCGAGAGAUGGGCGUGUAGAUAGCUGGCGCACCUUCCAGGCAAAAGGGAAGAAAAAGGAGAAGAACCGCACCUUCCUGAAGCCCCCAAAAGUCAAGAUGGAACAGAGGGAGUGAUGCUGUCCAGCUGUGCGCGUGUGUGUGGUGUGUGUGUGGUGUGUGUGUGUGUGUAUGAAUGUGUGUGUAUGAAAUGAAUUUGUGCGUAGACGUCCAGAGCAGCCUGCGAUGACACCCAAUCUCAACACUCAUACUCAUUGCCUCUGUUCACACUUGGAGACACAUCCCUUCCUAAGAAUAGAUAUCUUUAGGUUUUUGUUUUUGGAGGAAAAAAAUGUACAUAUUUGUGAAAAUUGUGACUUUAGAGACUUUAAUAGGAAGGCUCAGUAUGUUAGAAUAGAGAAGUACUUGUUUUCUUUUUUCAUGUCCGUCAACAAUUUCUUUCAUUUUUUUUUACCCUCUUCAGACAAAAUAAACACUCGUUUGUAGAGUCUUUGUUGGUAAUGCAUGGGGUCAAUGGUGUUUGUUGUCAGUAUUUAAUUGAUCUGUUCAGCAGCAUUAAACAGAUUCGCUCCAAUGUGUUCCUUGA
Molecule: messenger RNA, 1277 nt
Organism: Alosa sapidissima (American shad)
Lineage: Eukaryota; Metazoa; Chordata; Actinopteri; Clupeiformes; Clupeidae
Gene: dnajc8
Product: DnaJ (Hsp40) homolog, subfamily C, member 8
Exons: 9
Coding region: 56-808 (250 amino acids)
Cellular component (GO): nucleus
Source: RefSeq, a predicted model, not a curated record